GGGCAGGCCGGGAAGAUGGCGGCCCCGCAGCAGCAGCCGCCGCCGGCCGCCCCCGCGCCGCCCCCCGCGCCCGCGCCCGGCCCGCAACCGCCGCCGCUGCAGGCCCAGGUGCAGGCGGCCGCGCAGGCGCAGGACUUCGACCCCGUGCAGCGCUUCAAGCUGCUCAUCCCGCAGCUCAAGGAAAGCUUGCAGAACCUGAUGAAAGUGGCGGCCCAGAACCUGGUGCAGAACUCGAACAUCGACAAUGGGCAGAAGAGCAACGAUGGCCUGGUGCAGCGCUUCGACAAGAGCCUGGAGGAGUUCUACGCCCUGUGUGACCAGCUGGAGCUGUCUCUGCGCCUGGCCUACGAGUGCCUCUCCCAGAGCUUCGACAGUGCCAAGCACUCGCCCACACUGGUGCCCACAGCCACCAAGCCGGACGCGGUGCAGGCCGAGAGCUUGCCCUACACCCAGUACCUGAGCAUGAUCAAGGCCCAGAUCUCGUGUGCCAAGGACAUCCACAACGCCCUCCUCGAGUGCUCCAACAAGAUCACCGGCAAGGCGCCCGCCCAGCCCGGCCCGUAGCCAGGGACGGGACCCUCCAGCAGCCUCGGCCCCGCUGGCGUAACCCCCUCGCAGUGCCGCAGCCAUGGUUCGAGUGCUCCUCCAACGUGGGGGGGUUUUCAGGGACCCAGUGCCUCAUGCUGGAUCAUUUCCCAGCAUGAUCCCCGAGCUGUCUGCCUGGGCCUGAUUUGCCACCACCUGGUCACUGUCGAUUUUCCACCCCCCAUCAUCAAGCAGGUGUCAACCCCCCAGGACACCUCUGAACCCCUCCUCUGGGAACAGAUGUUGGGGCUCUAGAGACGGCAGCAGUGGGGGAAAAACAGGACAAGCUGUGCUGACACGGCCCUUGUGCGACGGGGGCAGCUCACGUGAACAGAGACGCUGACAAGUGAGGAAACACCGCGCGUGGCGACGAGCACCAGACCUCGUGCAAAGGGAGACCAGGGACAGCUACAACUGGGAGGAAAAGCCGCUUGGAUCUGCUUGGUUUUCUCAUCCGCUCGUGCAACCGGGAGGCUCCUCGUGUGACGGGCACCGGCCCUCGUGCGAAGGGAGAAUGGGGGCACCAGGAAUUGGGGAUCCAGAUGGUUUCGCUUCCAGUUUGUCCUCAGUUUCCCCCUCCUCUGCACCAGCUGCUGUGCUUGGAGCUGCACCUGGGGGAGAUUGGACGUGUGGUCCUCAUUCCCCUCGCCUGCUCUCUGCCAGGUUUGUCUCCUAAGAUACUUUCUGUUCAGCCCAAAGUGGCUCCAGCUGGGACCCCCAACCCUGCAGCCCCCAUCGGACUGGGGCCAGGGUCAUUGGGGCGGCCUCCAGCCCCCUCGCGCGGGGAGCUGUGGCCAUGCCUUGACCCCAAUGAGUCAGACCCAGCCGAGGCCUCUUGCUGCUCUGUGCUAAUAAAGCCUGCUUGGGGGGGGCCCGGACGGCUCCCAAACCCCUUGGUC
This is a messenger RNA of Alligator mississippiensis (American alligator), 1484 nucleotides long. It is a transcript of the gene MED29, whose product is annotated as mediator complex subunit 29. NCBI's taxonomy places the organism in Eukaryota, Metazoa, Chordata, Crocodylia, Alligatoridae. Gene Ontology annotation, biological process: regulation of transcription by RNA polymerase II. The coding region runs from base 16 to 564 and encodes 182 amino acids. The record is from RefSeq and is a predicted model, not a curated record. Gene Ontology annotation, molecular function: transcription coregulator activity; transcription factor binding. Gene Ontology annotation, cellular component: mediator complex. The transcript has 4 exons.